Penaeus indicus is the source of this 804-nucleotide messenger RNA. RefSeq lists its product as uncharacterized. The transcript is spliced from 4 exons. Bases 1 to 804 code for a protein of 267 amino acids. The record is from RefSeq and is a predicted model, not a curated record. NCBI's taxonomy places the organism in Eukaryota, Metazoa, Arthropoda, Malacostraca, Decapoda, Penaeidae.
AUGGAAAAGCGAGCGACAGGUGAGGCAGCCAUAUCCUACAUGCGGCACCUGCGUGAGCGCGGCGUUGGGCGGGACAAACUAAAAAGACUACUCCGGACCAUUAAAUCGUCCAUUGGUGAAAGCACCUAUAAUUUAUUAUCUACUUCUGGUUCCCAACCCGGUUUAUUGUAUGGUCUACCAAAAGUACACAAACCUAAUAUUCCACUUAGACCCAUUAUUUCUUCUAUUGGCACCUUCAAUUAUAACACUGCUAAAUUUCUGGUUCCCAUCUUGUCACCUUUAACUACCAAUAAGUAUACCAUUGAUAAUGCCACAGCCUUUGCUAAUGAAAUCACAUCCCUUGACCUCAAACAACCCGUCACUAUGGCAAGUUUUGACGUGGAAUCACUGUUCACCAACGUCCCCCUUCUAGAAACCACUGAUAUUAUAACAAACAUAAAAACUACUCAUUUUGACAAUUUUGGUUUAACAAAGGAGAGCUUCAAAAAACUACUUACUAUUGCAGCCCACCACUCUGUAUUUUCAUAUGAUAAUCAUCUAUACGCCCAAACAGACGGUGUAGCAAUGGGCUCCCCACUUGGCCCUCCAUAUGCCAAUGCUUUUCUCUGUCACCACGAACUAAACUGGCUCAAACAAUGCCCACUUGAAUUUAGACCCAUUUACUACCGUCGCAUUUACCGCAAACCAACCUUUACUGGCCUCGGCCUUCAUUUUAUCAGCAAUAUCACUUAUAUUUAUAGAAUCAACAGCAUAAAAACACUCAUCACUAGAGCCUACAAUCUAGCCUACGAGAUGCCUCUUUAA